AAUCCAAAGCCGAUAAGACCUAUGACGAGCGAAAAGUCAAACUAAGCAAUGAAGUGCAAAACAAACCAUCCAUAAAAAUAAAACAUGCAUAUCCCCACUCAGCAGGGAAGAAAAACAAAAACAAUAUCCUCUCUCUCUCUCUCUCUCUCUCUCUCUCUCUCCAACGAAAAUCAAAUUGGAAUGGCAUUGGAUUUGGAUACGGAGGCAGCAAUGAAUGAAGGGGUUUGUGUUACAGGGGCAGGAGGAUUUAUUGGCAGCUGGCUUGUCAAUCUUCUUCUCUCCAAAGACUACUCCGUCCAUGGAACUGUCAGAAAUCCCCAGGAUACCAAGAAUGCUGCCUUGUAUGAGCUUCCCAAAGCUUCUCAGAACCUUAAACUCUUCAAGGCAGAUGUACUUGAUUACCAUUCUCUUGGUCCCGCAAUUGCAGGCUGUCAUGGCGUCUUUCAUGUUGCCAGUCCUAUACCGUCUUCCACUAUCAAAGAUCCCCAGACAGAAAUGUUUGAGCCUGCAGUGAAGGGCACAUUGAAUGUUCUAAAAGCUUGUGCGGAAGCAAAAGUAAAGAGAGUUGUUGUUGUAUCCUCUGUAGCUGCUGUUAUGAUGAACCCCAACUGGCCCAAGGGUCAAGUGAAAGAUGAAACCUGUUGGUCUGAUAAACAAUACCUCAAAUCAAGUCAGACAUGGUAUCAUCUUUCAAAGACAGAAGCUGAAAGUUUGGCCUUGGAGUUUGGCAAAACAAAUGGACUUGAUGUUGUGACUGUUUGCCCUUCCCUUGUUUUGGGGCCAAUUCUGCAGUCUACACCAACUUCAACAGCUUUCCUCCUCCUUAGCCUACUCAAUGGGGAGUACAAAGCAUACCAACUCACGCAUUGGUUAGCAGUGGAUGUCCGUGAUGUAGCUGAAGCACUGUUGAUGGCAUACAAGAAACCUGAGGCAGAAGGAAGAUACAUUUGCACUGCACACUCAAUCUGGCUAGAUGAUCUGGUCGACAAGUUGAAGAAUAUUUAUCCCGACUACAACUAUCCCAAACACCUUAGUCGAGGGGAUGGAGAAGAGGAUAAGCUGAGUUCAGAAAAAUUACAGCGGCUGGGUUGGAGUUUUCGGUCAUUGGAGGAAACUAUCGUUGAUGCUGUUGAAAACUACAAGAAGGCUGGACUUUUGGAUUAACUAAUAGUACUAGUUCCCAACUAUAUUAUGGGCUUUGACAUUUUAUAUAAUAUAUUGUGUUCAUGAAAGUCAAUAAUUUAACAUGAAUAUAUGUUUUCUAUUAAUUUGAUGUUUUAAUCAUAUGACUAUUUAUAGAGUUUGUUUAUAUCAAUAA
Molecule: messenger RNA, 1318 nt
Organism: Ziziphus jujuba (common jujube)
Lineage: Eukaryota; Viridiplantae; Streptophyta; Magnoliopsida; Rosales; Rhamnaceae
Product: cinnamoyl-CoA reductase 1
Exons: 6
Coding region: 85-1164 (359 amino acids)
Molecular function (GO): oxidoreductase activity, acting on the CH-OH group of donors, NAD or NADP as acceptor
Source: RefSeq, a predicted model, not a curated record